AUGACGGUCACCUACACCUCCCGGGUGGCCACCGCGCGCUUCGGGGGCUUCUCUCAGCUGCUGCUGCUGUGGCGGGGGAGCAUCUACAAACUCCUGUACCGGGAGCUGCUCCUCUUCCUCACCGCCUACCUGGGGCUCAGCCUGGCCUACAGGUUUUUGCUGUCCGAGUCUCAGCGCCGCCUGUUCGAGAAGCUGGUGCUGUACUGUGACAAAUCGGCCAACCUGAUCCCCGUGUCCUUCGUGCUCGGGUUCUACGUGGCGCUGGUUCUGGAGCGCUGGUGGGGUCAGUUCCGGACGGUUCCGGCUCCGGACGGGCUCAUGGUGGCCGUGGCCGGCAGCGUCCACGGCUCGGACCCGCGGGGGCGUGGCGGGUUCCUGACGCGCGAGGAGCGCCGCCGGCUCGAGGGGCUGCGCUCGCCCUACAACAAAUUCUGGGUUCCGUGCGCCUGGUUCGGGGCGCUGGCGGGGCAGGCGCGGAGAGAGGGGAGAGUCAGGGACGACUGCGCCCUAAAACUGCUCAUGGAGGAGCUGAACCGGUUCCGGGCCCACUGCAGCCUCCUGUUCCACUAUGACUGGAUCAGCGUCCCGCUGGUGUACACACAGGUGGUGACCAUCGCCGUGUACACCUUUUUCCUCACCUGUCUGAUCGGGCGGCAGUUCCUGGACCCCGCCCAGGGUUACGCGGGGCACGAGCUGGACCUGGGCGUGCCCGUGUUCACCUUGCUGCAGUUCUUCUUCUACGUGGGCUGGCUCAAGGUGGCGGAGCAGCUCAUUAACCCUUUCGGGGAGGAUGAUGAUGAUUUCGAGACCAACACGCUCAUCGACAGAAACUUCCAGGUGUCCAUGCUGGCUGUGGACGAGCUGUACGGGGAGGUUCCGGAGCUGGAGCGGGAUCGUUAUUGGGGGACCCCCGCCCCCCGCGCCCCCUACACGGCGGCGGCCGCGCCCCCCCGGCACCCCGCCUUCCGCGGCUCCGCCUUCGACGUCACCCUGGCCAAGGAGGAGAUGCAAUUCCAACCCCUGGAGGAAAUCGGGGACCCCCUCGGGGAAAUCGGGGACCCCCUGGACCCCUCCCCACGGGUCCCCCGCCCGUCCCGGCUCCGCCGCAAGAGCAGCUCCGAGGGGGGGGCGCCCCCCGAGACCCCCCCGGGGGAUGGGGACCCCCAGGAGCGGUGGCUGCUGCACCCCAGCGCCGAGCAGGGGGUCUGA
Messenger RNA from Pseudopodoces humilis (Tibetan ground-tit), 1209 nucleotides. Lineage: Eukaryota; Metazoa; Chordata; Aves; Passeriformes; Paridae. The record is from RefSeq and is a predicted model, not a curated record.